GGAGAACGGUUAAUCGACUAUUUCGAUUAAUUUUUAGAACACCGAUAAAAGCAUAUCAGGAAGGUGGUACCAACAUAGGCAAGUAACAAUAACAUGGUAUUUUCCAUUGGAUUACUUUAAUAAAUUGAAUUUUAAUAAUACAACAAAAGACCAAAUCCUGUUACACAGAAUUCUUCCUCUCUCUCUCUCUCUCUCUAUAGACAUGACAGUGUAAGACUCAGACAAGAAACAGAGCAAAAAAAGAAAAGAAAAAAAUAAAGAAAAGAAAAAAACGACGUGAAAUCCACUCAAAAUACAAAACACCUUCCCUAAAAUUCCUCAGGAAAGAGAAAAAUUAUAUUGUUGCUAGUUGUAAUCUUUUGUUGUUGAUUUCUCAUUCUUGAAAAUGGGGUGGUUGAAUUUCCACCACCUCCUCCUCUUAACGGCCGCCCUUCUCCUCCUCCGCCUCCCCUCCGCCGCGCCGGACAUAUCCUCCGACCGCUCCGCCCUUCUAUCCUUCCGCUCCGCCGUGCGCGCACGCCUCCCCUUCUGGAACCUCUCCAGCCCCACCCCCUGCUCAUGGAACGGCGUCACCUGUUCGCCGGACGGCUCCGCCGUCAUCGCGCUCCGCCUCCCCGGAAAGAGUAUCUCCGGCCGAAUUCCGCCGAACACCAUCUCCCGACUCACGAAUCUACAGGCGCUCAGCCUCCGCGCGAACCAGCUCUCCGGCCCGCUCCCGGCGGAGCUAUUCUCCUCUCUCACUUCCCUCCACACUCUCUCUCUACAGAACAAUCUCUUCAGCGGCGGAAUCCCCGAUUCUUUAUUCUCUCUCACCGCCCUCAUCAACCUAGAAUUGGCGUCGAACAAUUUAUCCGGCCCGAUUUCACCUUCUUUCAACAAUUUGACCCGUUUGCGGACCCUUUACUUGCAGAAUAAUCACUUCUCGGGCCCGGUUCCGGACCUAAACCUGCCCGGUUUAUCUUUGUUCAACAUCUCCAACAACAAUCUCACCGGCCAAAUCCCCAAAGGCCUCGCCGGAAAACCGAAAAACUCGUUCGCCGGAAAUUCACUCUGUGGUGCACCAUUGGAUUCGUGCUCCGUCGACGAAACCCCAUCCGUACCCGGAAACCCGCCCCCCGACCGGAAAAAACCCGACAAAAAACUCUCCGGCUGGGCAAUCACCGGAAUCGUAAUCUGCUCCGUCCUCGGAGUUUUCUUGAUCGUAAUGCUUAUAUGCUGUUUGUGUGGUAAAGGCAAAGGGGCUAAGAAGAAAACCGGACUCCCAACUACUCGCCGAGAGAAAACGGUGGCGACGACUGGCGGUGUUGCGGCGGCGGCAAGGGAGAGACAAAAAGGCGGAGGAGGGGAAGAUGGUGGUAAGAAGAAGAGGCUGGUUUUCUUCGGAAAGACGAAAUGGGAGUUUACAUUGGAGGAUCUUUUGAAGGCAUCGGCCGAGGUUUUGGGCAGGGGCACUUUCGGAACGACGUACAAGGCGGCACUCGACGCGGGGUUGGCGGUGGUGGUGAAGCGGCUGAGGGAUGUUAAUAUGGCGGAGAUGGAGUUUAGGGCAAAGAUGGACGAAAUCGGGAGAAUGGAUCAUCAGAAUUUGGUGCCUUUGAAAGCUUAUUAUUACAAUAGGGACGAGAAGCUUCUCGUUUACGAUUACUUGCCGAUGGGGAGCUUAUCCGCAUUGUUGCAUGGAAACAAGGGAGAAAGAAGAACACCAUUAAAUUGGGAAACAAGAGCCUCGAUCGCCCUCGGUGCCGCACAAGGAAUCUCCUACCUCCACUCGCACGGCCCGUCAAUUUCCCACGGCAACAUAAAAUCGUCCAACAUCCUCCUCACCAAAAAAUACGAGCCACGCGUCUCCGACUUCCUCCUGGCCCGUAUGGCCCGGCCCGGGUCCGCAUUGGGCCCAAGCCGGGUCGAGGGGUACCGGGCCCCCGAGGUCACCGACCCUCAGAGGGUGUCCCAAAAGGCAGAUGUAUACAGCUUCGGAGUGUUGGUGCUCGAAAUGCUGACCGGGAAAUCUCCCGUGGUGGGGGAAGAUGGCUUCGAUCUGCCGCUUUGGGUGAGGUCCGUGGUAAAGGAUGCGUGGACCUCUGAGGUGUUCGAUGCUGAGCUGCUGAGAUACCAGAAUGUGGAGGAGGAUAUGGUCCGGCUUUUGCAGAUUGGAGUCGACUGCACUGAAUCGUACCCCGAUAAGCGCCCGUCCAUGUCUGAGGUGGCGACCAAGAUUGAGGAGCUUUGUCGGUGGAGUUUCGAUUAUACCGGUGAAGAAUGAAAUCGUGUUUCAUGAAAAUUCGUCUUUUUCUUUUUCUUUUUCUUUUUGUUUUGGUUGGUUUAUUCUUGUGGUUCUUUGAUUGAGAAUCAAAAAAUGUUUGCAUUGGUUGUAACGAUUUUUUUUUUCUUUGAUGAAUUGAUUUAAAAAGGAAACGUAAAGAAAAACUACUACUGGAAGGAAGAUGCAUCUCCUGUAGGUUUUGGAUUUUGUGUAAUUUGUUUUGGAGAUCCAUUUUCAAUUUUUUAUACAUUGUAUACAGUUAUUGAUUAUAAUUUGUUA
Molecule: messenger RNA, 2542 nt
Organism: Erythranthe guttata (spotted monkey flower)
Lineage: Eukaryota; Viridiplantae; Streptophyta; Magnoliopsida; Lamiales; Phrymaceae
Product: putative inactive receptor kinase At1g48480
Biological process (GO): protein phosphorylation
Molecular function (GO): protein binding; protein kinase activity; ATP binding
Source: RefSeq, a predicted model, not a curated record